AUGCGCAAUAGAUCAAUAAUUAAGGAUACAGGACAAAGUUCAGAGAAUACAAACAUGGCCAAUAUAGAUGAAAUAUGUUUAAAGUGGAGCAAAGCAACCGAUCGUGCAAAAAUUGUCGAAAAUUCAACAGUUUCAAAGUUUCCUUUACCAAAAACAGAAGAUAAAUACGAAGAUUACGUCUCAACAUGCUUAAAAUGGAUUUUAAAUACAAAGACAUCAGUUAAUCUUGCACUACUUCCUCUUCCACUUUCUUUAUCUUUAAAUAUACCUCCAAAACCAGACUCUAUACAAUUUUCAAGAAGCAAAGUACUAAACAGACUACAUUGCGAUGAACUCUACAAUAUAUUAAUCAAAGGAAGCAAUUUUAAUGAAUCUUCAAAAUUUAUGCCGCAAAAUAAGAAGGAAGACAUCUUUAUAAGCCAAACAAUAUCAUCCAACAAUCGAUGGGGUUCGAAACUGAUACCACAAUUCCCGACUCCUUACGCAUACGACAAUUACGAGACAUACAAAUCAGAUUUAGAAAAAUGGACAGAAACAGUUAAAGGAAUUCUCGAUCCUCAGCUAGAAAUAGAUGCAAAAGAGUUUAAGCAACUAUUAGAUCUCGACGAUAGCGAUCCCCCGAGUCAAGUUCCUUUUAUCCAAACUCAUUUCGAUUAUGAAAAUUUUCAUCCAAAAAAUUCAAUUGAAUUUACAAAAAGUAACAAAAUUUCAGAACUUUUUACAUCAUAUAAAGAAUUUUUAGAAACUCCAUUACAUAUAGAAGAAGGUCCAUUUGACGAUAGACUCAUAGUUAAACCAGAUUUUGAUGAUAUCAUUGCUUUACUUGAUAAACAAAAUACAACUGAUUUUGAAAAGCAAGCAAUACUUAAAUACAUCACCAAAAGCAUCAAAUCCCGUGAACCAACCAUCUUUACACAGAUAUUUAACUCUGUUUCCUACUUAUGGAGCUUAAUUAUUUCAUUCCAAAGAUUUUAUGAGACUGAUUACAUCGAAAACCCAAUAAUUACUAACCUCGAUGAACUCAUAUCAUCAGGGAAACCAAUAACAACCUGUUUGCUCCUUCUUUCGAAGUAUUAUUUGACCCAAGAAAUUACAUUCAUCAUGUCUGAGCAUUUUGCAAGCACAGAUGUUGUCUCUCAGUUGAACUUCGCUAAGGAGAUGUGCGAAUCUUACAUAGAACAGUCAAAAUCCCAAAUUACUCAUUUUUUUGAAGAAGAAAUUUCCUCGGAAAACAUUGAAUUGGCAUCAAUGGUACUCAAAUUAUUGAUCUGGAGCAAACAGACUACAGUAAUUCCCAAUUUCUUCAAGAUUUUGUAUGAUAUAAAAUCAAUUUCCAAAAAAUACUUCAGAUCUAUAGUUUAUUUCAUAUAUACAAAUGUAACAUCAUGUAUGUAUUUCUAUCAUUCACUCGGCAACGCGAAUCUCGAGAACAAUUACUUUGAUUCCGAAAUUAUUUUUUUAAUUUCGGAAUUUUUCACGCGUGUCAAGCCAGAUAUGAUGGUACAAUCCACGAAAUGGACAUUACAAAUUGUUUCCCAGUGUAUUGACAUAAUUGUUCAAAGUCCAAACAAGAUUUACUCAAAUUUAAUUAAAUCUGUUUGUAAAUACGCCCAUAGAUACUACAAGAACACUCGGAAAGAGUUCCAAGACAUUUUUCCAAUGAUCCUUGUUCUCCUCUACGCUCUAGGACAAACACAUUUGCCGGCCGAAAUUAAACUUGAUUUAAUUAUCGGAUUGGCAGAUUUAUCUGUAUUUCCAUCUGCUGAUAAAGUGUGGAUAAAUAAUCUACACCAGAUACAGAUUAUCCUCGCUUAUUCUUUGGAAAACGAAGAAAUUUCUGAUGCGACAUGGAAACUCAUUUCAAACGUCGUAAUUACACAUAGAAGUAAUUGUGAUUGUUAUCUGAGUGAGGAAACAAUAAAUACUAUACUAAAUGAACUAAUUUCGGGAAAAAUUUCAAGAAUUCCGAUUACAAAGGCUCUGAUAAGGGUUGUUUUAUCAAUGCCUGCAAGUUAUAGUAGUAUACCUCCAGAAUAUGUUGAAUUCUUUAACAUUUUCAAAGGAAAAUUUGAUUUCAAAUCAAAUCUUUUGAAUUAUUUGAAGAAGAAUAACAACAGUGUGAAGAUACAAAGGAAAAUCGAUAGAAUUGACAAAAGACCUUAUUCUACAGCAAUUUAUAAUUUAUUAUCUAACAAUAUUGAAUAA
Messenger RNA from Trichomonas vaginalis G3, 2205 nucleotides. Its product is annotated as SCA1 complex scaffold protein SCAA family. The transcript has a single exon. The record is from RefSeq and is a predicted model, not a curated record. Gene Ontology annotation, biological process: positive regulation of TORC2 signaling; positive regulation of Ras protein signal transduction. NCBI's taxonomy places the organism in Eukaryota, Parabasalia, Trichomonadida, Trichomonadidae. The coding region runs from base 1 to 2205 and encodes 734 amino acids.